Caenorhabditis elegans is the source of this 664-nucleotide messenger RNA. RefSeq names its product Tubulin polymerization-promoting protein homolog (gene tppp-1). Gene Ontology annotation, biological process: microtubule polymerization. Bases 7 to 549 code for a protein of 180 amino acids. Gene Ontology annotation, molecular function: tubulin binding. The record is from RefSeq and is marked reviewed. NCBI's taxonomy places the organism in Eukaryota, Metazoa, Nematoda, Chromadorea, Rhabditida, Rhabditidae. The transcript has 4 exons.
AAAAUCAUGGCCGCUGCUGCUGGAUUCAACUGGGAUGAUGCUGAUGUGAAGAAAAGAUGGGACGCGUUCACCAAAUUCGGAGCUGCUACCGCCACCGAAAUGACUGGAAAGAACUUCGACAAGUGGCUUAAGGAUGCUGGUGUCCUCGACAACAAAGCCAUCACCGGGACAAUGACCGGAAUCGCUUUCAGCAAAGUUACUGGACCUAAAAAGAAGGCCACUUUCGACGAAACGAAGAAAGUGCUGGCAUUUGUCGCCGAGGAUCGCGCGAGACAAAGUAAGAAGCCGAUUCAGGACGAACUGGACGCAAUCACAGAGAAAUUGGCCAAAUUGGAAGCGCCGAGUGUUGGAGGUGCGGCGAAGGCCAAUGCGGCCGGCGUUUACAGCCGUCUCACCGAUCACACAAAGUAUACUGGAGCCCAUAAAGAAAGAUUCGAUGCCGAAGGAAAAGGAAAAGGAAAAUCAGGACGUGCGGAUACAACAGAAAAUACUGGAUAUGUUGGAGCUUACAAGAAUAAAGAUUCCUACGAUAAAACACAUGGAAAGUAAUCAAAGAUCUCUCUAUGGACCAAAUAAAUGCACUUCUUUUUCUUUUCGUUUUGUCUAUAUUCUCGAAUGUAUAAUUCCCAGUAAUAUCUUUGUAUUAAUAAAUUUAUUUAUUUAA